Mobula hypostoma (lesser devil ray) is the source of this 772-nucleotide messenger RNA. Its product is annotated as histone H3-like. NCBI's taxonomy places the organism in Eukaryota, Metazoa, Chordata, Chondrichthyes, Myliobatiformes, Myliobatidae. Gene Ontology annotation, molecular function: DNA binding; structural constituent of chromatin; protein heterodimerization activity. The transcript has a single exon. Bases 2 to 412 code for a protein of 136 amino acids. The record is from RefSeq and is a predicted model, not a curated record. Gene Ontology annotation, cellular component: nucleosome.
GAUGGCGAGGACUAAGCAGACAGCACGCAAAUCGACGGGAGGGAAAGCUCCCCGCAAGCAGCUGGCGACUAAAGCCGCCCGCAAGAGCGCUCCGACCACCGGCGGCGUGAAGAAGCCGCACCGGUACCGGCCCGGUACGGUGGCGCUGCGGGAGAUCCGGCGCUACCAGAAGUCGACCGAGCUGCUGAUCCGCAAGUUGCCCUUCCAGCGCCUGGUCCGUGAGAUCGCUCAAGAUUUCAAGACGGACCUGCGCUUCCAGAGCUCAGCCGUGAUGGCGCUGCAGGAGGCAAGCGAGGCCUACCUAGUGGGGCUGUUCGAGGACACCAACUUGUGUGCUAUCCACGCCAAGCGGGUCACCAUCAUGCCGAAAGACAUCCACCUGGCGCGACGCAUCCGCGGCGAGCGCGCCUGAGCCUAGAGGCAGGCGCCGGCUACCCCGUAACGGCUCUUUUUAGAGCCACCGAACUGUACAACGGAGCUGCAGCCUUGCUUGAAGUUUAAUCCCGUGUUUAUAUCAGAUGUAACGGUGGAGAGUGGCUAAAUGAUGAGUGGGACUCGUCUAAAUUAAGCUUUAGAGCGUUCAGUACAAGGACUCCCAAUUCCCUUGUAUUCCCCCCCGUUUGGAAAAGUGCACAUUUAUUUCCAUUACCGAAGUGAAUGAAGACGCAUUCACAAAUACAGUAUUGUAUUUCAUACUCAGUCAUACUUUAUUGAUCUCGGGGGAAAUUGGUUUUCGUUACAGUUGCACCAUAAAUAAUUAAAUAGUAAUAAA